AUAGGUAAAUCCAAAUAGAGAGACAUAUAAAAACUACUUCAAACUUUAUGCAGUAGGAGAAGUAUGUAGAAAACAAACGACGGAAUCACGACCUUACCGCUGACUGUCUGUCACUUCCGUCCGGUUCAUUUAUAGAUUUUACUGCUGCUUUCUACAUAGUGUAUAUAAGUAAGCAUUAAACAAGUAUUCUCCCUACAAAUGUAUAUCAGCCUGAGAAGCGAAGACUUUCAGGUUUCCUAUGUAAAAUAUCUAUUACCGUCUAUGUUUGCAUUGCGGUGACAAACGGAAGUAAGAUGCUGUAUAAAGUUCUUAUCCGGUAUUUGAACUGCUUCUUCAGUGUCAUCAUAUUUGUAUCUUCGUCGCCACACUGUGAAGUACCAACCAACUUGGAAGCUCGUUACAGGAUUCACUACGGGUUACGCAAUAAGUUUAUUUCCACAAAUAAAAUGCCUCUACUCGCAACAAUACAAUUACCACUGCUGGACUUGGAUAAAACUUGCCCAACAUCUAUUGGUAAAUCCGGACAUACCAGCAACCGAUCCACGUGUCCUUGGUACCUGAAAGUUAUCUAUGACAAAAACGUUUACCCUCCACUACGUACUGAAGCUGUGUGUCGCUGUAAACAUUGUCUAGGCACUGACCAUAACUACCAUUGUGCGGAAGUAUUUACUGAUGUGUAUGUUCUUAAUCGUACAGAAUCAUGUGUUGACGGGUUGUAUGUAUAUGAGCCUAGUAAAAUUAAAGUCGCCACAGCCUGUGUAUGUGCACGGAAAAUCGAUCGAACCGUAACAUAGGUUAUGCGACUGGGAAGCAGUUAAAUACAAUCUGUAAACCUGCGUUGACGUCAAGAUUGUUCAUACUCAACCACCAUGUGAUUAUGUUAUACUAUGUAUAACUUACUAAAAUUUGAUUAGACUCUAUGUAUGUAUGUAUGUAUGCAUGAACACUAUGCACCGAUCAAUUUCAUCCUGAAGUCACUAGUUUGCCACCUUUUCACCACUGGAUUUUCUGAUGUUUGAUUAAACUCGCCUCUAGUUAUCUCUGCCACAUGGAUUGCCCUUCAGCCUUCGUCACAGGACUCAUCUAUUUAACUCAUUACUUUCUGUCAUUUUCGUCGGAUUUUGUACACAACUUCCGAUCACUAUUUUAUCUAUAAACUUUUAAUUUAUAUAUAUUUCUCAAUUUUUCCUAUAUUUUUCUUUCAAUUUACACUCUUUAUAACAUCGAGUAAAGUUUUUUAAUAAUAUCGUCAUGUAAAUAUAGAAUAUUAAUUAAUUGUAUGUGUACAUAUUACCAUCGUUAAAUGGUUUAUAACAGCGAAAGACGUUGUGCCACUGUAUUUUUCAUGUACAUAACAAAUACUUCGUGUUUACACGUUCACAUGUAUGCACUCAUAUAUACACAGACUCAUUUAAAGCCAGAUCCUGAAGACGGAUAAAUACCACUAAGCAUUUCGCCCGACGUACUAAUCAUUCUGCCAGCUCGCCACCUUGUUUGAAACCAAUUGCUAGAAAUAGGCAGGCUGUGAGCUGGGAGAAUUGCUGGUUUCAAAACAUUUCGAGAUACAACUAUGUUUGCUUAAAAUUUUUCGAUUUAAUGAAAUAAGUAACGGUAAUGUUUUCUAGUAUUAUGUAUUUUAACAUUCACUGUCUCACUUAUCAACUGCCCUGUUUUGACAGAAGGAAACAAUAACGAAGUGGCCUUAUUAAAUGGUUUCCCAUACUUCAUGCGAUCGUUUAAUUUCUUAAUCCCAAAUCCUCAAAUUACUCCGUCUGGUGAGAGAUAAAUAUUAUUUAAUAGAUACAAUACAUAUUAUUAUUAUUAGUUUCAUAUGUUGAAAAACACGUCAAACAUAAUUCAUCAGGCACAAACCACCUAUCAUAAGAGACUAUAGACUGAAUGAGAGAAGAAACGCGAAAAGUUGAGAAGGAAGCAUUUAGAAAGCGUGGAAGUUUAAAAAACGGAAACGAACAGCGGAAAACGAAAAAGUAAAACCAUCUCUAAUAUAUAUUUUUAUACUGUAUCAGGCAAUCGUAUAAAUAUUCAUUCAUGUAAUUUAAUAAAAAAUGUAUAUUUA
Messenger RNA from Octopus bimaculoides (California two-spot octopus), 2077 nucleotides. RefSeq names its product interleukin 17-like protein. Gene Ontology annotation, cellular component: extracellular region. Lineage: Eukaryota; Metazoa; Mollusca; Cephalopoda; Octopoda; Octopodidae. Gene Ontology annotation, molecular function: cytokine activity. The record is from RefSeq and is a predicted model, not a curated record.